AUGCUACGGGUUAUCCCAGUAUUGCUAUUGCUUGUUCAAUUGUUGGCCAUCGCUAGUGCAGGUACUGUUCGAGGAGUGCAGCAAGAUGGCAUCACAACAGUUAGUCUCAGACAACGUCGACUCAUGAAGGAAAUGGGAGGAAAGGACACGAGUGAUGAUGAGGGGGGGGAAUAUGAAAGCUAUGAAGAGGAGGAGGAGGAAGAAUACGAGGAAGAAGAGGAAGAGGAAGAAGAAUAUGAGGAAGCAGAGUACGAAUCCGUGGAAGAGUCCAAAAAGGGAGGUAUGCAGAAAGGUGGUAUGGCAGGUGCAUCUGUACCCAAGGGCAGCAUGAUGGCAGGUGAAUCUGAGUCAUCUGAGCCCUACGGAGGCAUGAUGUCGGGUGCUUCUGUGCCAAAGGGUAGCAUGAACAAGGGUAUGACAGUAUCCGCUACUGUUGGCACCAUGGGCGGCAAUGGCAAGUCUGGUAAGGCAAAGGGGCAGCCCAAAGAUGCCAAGAAGCAAAAGAAGGUCCAGGAUAUGGCCAUGAUGAACAAACUUGCCAAGGAAGGCUACUCUGGCGCGAAAGGAGGUAUGACUUCCAUGGAAAGCGACUCCACUGACUCUGUCUCCAAAAAAGGCUCGAUGGGUGGCGGCGUGAAAGGAGGCAUGAAGGUUUCAGCAACAGUAGGAUCCGCGGUGAAAGCAGGUGGCAAGAUGGAAGCUGGCGCAAAGUCGCAACCCAAGGAUGCCGGAAAGAAACAAAAGAAGACAACGGUGAAGACAAUGAUGAACAAGCUCGCUAUGAAUGGUGGCAUGGUUGUCGAGGGAUCUGGCGAUGAGCCUGCUGAACCAUUUUCGGUUGAAGAGCCCAUGCCAACCGAUGCUCCAACGUUCAGUGAUGCCCCGCCUGGCAGUGAUCGUGACGAAUACGGAUGUAUCCCCUCUGCUGGAUAUACAUGGUGCCCUGAGCUGGAAGAGUGUAUUUCUUUUGCCGACGAGUGUCCUGUAGAUGGGGAAGAGUUCGAGGGACCGACCACUAUUGUUUGUGAUGCUGACAUGAGAUGCAGCGUGAGUGAAGAAUGCACUAUUGAUAUGGGAGACUACACCAUUGGUGGUCCAUACAUCACAGGAAUCGAAGGGGCUUUGGAGCUUCCUGAAGGCUGCGACGCCAACUGCCUGGGUUGCUCGGAAGAAGAAUCGGAAGACCCAGAAGAAAUCUCCUCGCCGGACCCAGAAGAAAUCUCGCCGGACCCAGAAUUCCCGACAUUUGCUCCUGUCGCGGAAAUCGAGCCGACAAUGGCACCAUCUUUUCCAGAUGAGCCCGUCGUGGAAACAGCCGAACCAACUCCAGUCAUGGAUGCCCCUGAACCAACUGCUGCACCCACUAUUCUUGAAGUACCCGUAACGCCCGGACCCACCAUUCUUGAAGUACCCGAAAUGCCCGCCCCAACGUUCCCAAUAGAAGAAACGACGGCUCCGACAUUUGGUACUGAAAUAGAUCUCCCAGACGAUGCCUCUUUGGUACUCGUAAACUUCACGUUGCAGUUUGGAUUCUUCGCAGAUGCAAUUGUUACAGAGCCAACAGAUGAUGACCUGGAUGCGCUUACGGUUCAGGUUGAGAUGUUCUACACCGACCUGCUUGCAAAUACCAGUGACGAUUUUUUUGCUUUCGAAGCCUUUGUUGCGGACAGUGAAUUUGACGAAGACGCAGUUUUCCCUGUCACUGUUCACUAUGAAGGAGUGGCUAUUUUUGAGGGCGAAGAAGCUCCCAGUGCAGUGGAACUACUAUCAGCAAUGGAGGCUGGGGACUACCAAAAGUUUAUCACAGACUAUGUCUGGGAGGCCAACUCAGUUUUGUUCUUUGAUACUCAGAGCGUAUUUUUCACAUCUGCACUAGACGAUGGACCAAUCUAUCAGUUGCCUACAGUAGGCCCUGAGGAACCCGAGAUUCCACCAUCAUCAGCGCCUUUGGAAGAAACCGACGCACCGACAGUUGCAUCCACAGCUGCUGAAACAGAUGCACCCACCGUUGCAUCCACAGCUGCCGAAACUGAAGAAAGAGAAGCUGAAACUGAUGCCCCUGAAGUACCAGUAGACACUGACGCUCCUGGAUUGCCAGUAGUGACGGAUGCACCAGAAACCGAUCCUCCAGCCCCAGACACAGAGGCUCCAGUUGUAGAAACCGAUGCUCCAGAGACGGAACCUCCGGUGGAGGAGACCGAUGCCCCAGAGACUGAACCUCCAGCUGUGGAAACUGAUGCCCCAGAAACAGAGCCUCCAGCGGAAGACACGGAUGCUCCAAUUGAAGUGACGGAUGCACCUGAAACUGAGAUCCCAGCUGUCCUCCCAGAGCCAGAAGUGACGGAACCACCUUUGGUAGUGACUGAACCACCUUUGGUAGCGACUGAUGGUCCUAUUGAAGUGACCGAGGCUCCAAUGGAAGAGACAGGUGCUCCAGUUUUGGAAACUGAGGCACCAAUGGAAGUGACAGAGGCUCCAAUGGAAGUGACUGAGGCUCCAAUGGAAGUGACUGAUGCACCUGAACUACCAGAGCCAGACGUGACUGAACCACCUUUGGUAGUGACGGAACCACCUUUGGUAGUGACUGAACCACCUGCUGAAGAGACGGGUGCCCCCGCAGAGGUAACGGGCGCUCCUGAGGAGGGUGAGGCCACAGAAACUCCAGAUGAUGGCAUGACUGGGGCCCCAGAAGGAAUCAUGACUCUCCCCGCCGAGGUGGAAGAAGAUAGCUCGCGUGUUUUGCAGGCUUCCAUGGACUUUGGAUUCUUUGAAGGCACAGAAGUCCGCCAGCCCACACCGGAAGAAGUUGAUGGACUGGUGGUACAAAUCAACAAUUUCUACACAGAUGUCUUGGACGAAAGCUUUGAAAACUUUGCGACCUUUGAGGCCAAUGUGGUCAACACAACAUUUUUCAAUGAAACGGUGGGCGUGGACUUUGAUGCUUUUGCCUUUUUCGAGCCAGGUACCGAAGCACCAUCGCCAUUUGAAGUGCUGUCUGUCAUGGAAAGCGGGGACUACACGGAGUUUAUCACCGCAUACGUGUGGAAUGUUACCAUGGACAGCAUUUUUUACCAAACUCAGAGCGUGCAAUUCUACGCAAGGAUCUAG
Molecule: messenger RNA, 3108 nt
Organism: Seminavis robusta
Lineage: Eukaryota; Bacillariophyta; Bacillariophyceae; Naviculales; Naviculaceae
Source: the annotation of a GenBank genome assembly